This is a messenger RNA of Apis laboriosa (Himalayan honeybee), 884 nucleotides long. RefSeq names its product PRKR-interacting protein 1 homolog. The record is from RefSeq and is a predicted model, not a curated record. Gene Ontology annotation, cellular component: nucleolus. Lineage: Eukaryota; Metazoa; Arthropoda; Insecta; Hymenoptera; Apidae. The transcript has 3 exons. Gene Ontology annotation, biological process: negative regulation of protein kinase activity. The coding region runs from base 192 to 839 and encodes 215 amino acids. Gene Ontology annotation, molecular function: double-stranded RNA binding; protein kinase binding; protein kinase inhibitor activity.
AUAUAUUUUUAUAUAAUUAAUUAUAUUUUUAGUUUUGUAUGUAAAGAAUGGCUGCAACUAAAUAUAUUGAUUUUAUAUUAUACGUUUCACUUUUGUUAUCAUGUAUAUAACCUCUUAUUACUAUAGUUUGAUAAUGUUGUGUAAAUUAUAAAAUUAGUAAAAUUUUUUAUUGUAUAAAAAUAUAUGUCAUUAUGCCAGAGAAUAAAGAAAAAGAAGAAGAAAAACCUGUUGUUGCAAAAACAGCAAUUGAUUUACAACGAUUAAAACUUCAAAAAUUGAUGAAAAAUCCGGAAAAACCUAUUAUAUUACCAGAACGACCUAAAGCUAAAAGUACACCUACAGUACCAGAAUUUGUUCGUAAUGUAAUGGGUAGUAGUGCAGGUGCUGGUAGUGGAGAAUUUCAUGUGUAUAGACAUUUAAGACGUAAAGAAUAUGCACGACAAAAAUUUAUUCAAGAAAAGGGUCAUAAGGAACUUUUAGAUGCAGAAUAUCAUAAAAAAAUUGAAGAAAAUAAAAGAAUAGCUAAGGAAAUAACUGCAAAAAAAAGAGCAAAAAGAUUAAAAAAAAAACAGAAAUGGAAACAAAAGAAAAAGAUAAAAACUACAAAUGUAGAACAACAUAACAAGAAUGAAAAUAAUAUAUAUUCUUCAGAAGAAGAAAAUUUAAAUAAACAGGAAUUAAAUAAUAAAAAUGAUAAAAUAGUUAAGAAUAUAUUAAGUUCAAAAGAUUUUAGUCAAUCCGAAGAAUCAAAUUCUAUUGCAAAUACAAAUAAAAAUAAAGUUGGUAAUACAAAAUAUAUAGAAAUAAAUGUAAACAAUUCAGCUCCUCAACAAAAAUAAAUAAGAUUUGGAUUAAAGCAGUAAUUAUAACAAUUAAAGUAAUAA